This is a messenger RNA of Castor canadensis (American beaver), 903 nucleotides long. Lineage: Eukaryota; Metazoa; Chordata; Mammalia; Rodentia; Castoridae. The record is from RefSeq and is a predicted model, not a curated record.
AUGGCGCCUGUCAGGGAGCCCAGGUUCCGCUUUGCUGGAGGAGGGACAAAGACAGCGGAACAGGUUCCAGGGGGAAAAAAGGCUCAGCAAACAAAGACGGCUGAGAGUCUAAAAACAGAGAGCCUCACCCUGAAAUUCAAUGAAACGCUAGCCGAACUGGAAACGGCCAAGACAAAAAUGAUCAUGAUGGAGGAGCGGAUACGGUUGCAACAGCAGGCCAUGAAGGCUCUCCAAGACGAGUGGGAAGCCCAGAAACACGAAUUUGAAGAGGAAGUCAUGCAAUACAAGGAACAAAUCAAACAGCACUCCCAGACAAUCGUGAGUCUGGAGGAAAGACUCCAGCAAGUAGCUCAACACCAUAAAAAAAUAGAGGGAGAGAUUGCCACAUUGAAGGACAUCGACCCAGCUCAAAAGGAGGAAAUGACCCAGGAGUCUCCAGCAGCACCCUUGUCAGAGAGCAGCACCAAAGAUACCGCAUGUGAUCAUUUGAUAGACGACUUACUGUCCGCUCAGAAGGAAAUCCUGUCUCAGCAGGAGGUCAUCAUGAGGUUGAGGAAAGACCUUAACGAAGCCCACGGCCGGAUGUCAGAUCUGAGAGGGGAGCUUAGCGAGAAGCAGAAGAUGGAGCUGGAGCGGCAAAUCGUUCUGGUCCAGCAGCAAAGCAGCGAGAUGAGCGUGCUCAAGGUGAAGCUGGCACAGAUGAGCGGCCUGGUGGAGAAGAAGGACAGGGAGCUAAAGGUCCUGAAGGAGGCGCUCAGGUGUGCGGAGGGGGCUUCCCAAGAGAAACAAAAACCCCAGCCAAGCAUGGAGAAGGAGCAGAAGCCCAGGAAGCCAACCCAGAAGUGUGACAUCUCAGUGCAGAUAGAGCCAGUCCUCCUGGAUGUUUUGUCCAGCAGCCAGGAG